Micropterus salmoides (largemouth bass) is the source of this 7159-nucleotide messenger RNA. It is a transcript of the gene epha8, whose product is annotated as eph receptor A8. The record is from RefSeq and is a predicted model, not a curated record. The coding region runs from base 261 to 3350 and encodes 1029 amino acids. Gene Ontology annotation, cellular component: neuron projection; plasma membrane. Gene Ontology annotation, biological process: axon guidance; cell surface receptor protein tyrosine kinase signaling pathway; protein phosphorylation. Gene Ontology annotation, molecular function: protein binding; ATP binding; transmembrane-ephrin receptor activity. The transcript is spliced from 20 exons. NCBI's taxonomy places the organism in Eukaryota, Metazoa, Chordata, Actinopteri, Centrarchiformes, Centrarchidae.
ACUGAAGCGAGCCACAGAGGCAGGCUCUAACUCCAACCCAAUGAGCUCGCAGCCCUCACACACACUCCUCACACACACACUCACACUCUCCUCAGAGCCGGCUCUCGCUCUUGCUUCAACCCUGGGACACAGAAGAAGAAGAAGAAGGAGAGGAGAGAGAGGCAACGAGUGGCAGAGAGGGAGAGUGAGGGUGAGGGAGUAAGAGAGGAGUGAGGGAGAGAGAGGCAGAGGGAGACUGGCGGGGUGUGAGGGAGAACACCAUGGCUUCAGAUCCGGGGCUGGCUGCGAUGCUGCUAUGGACUAUAUCACUACAGGCUCUGGGAACCGCAGGAACUAACAGCAACGAAGUGAAUCUACUGGACACGACAACAAUCACAGGAGACUGGGGCUGGCUAACGUAUCCAUCACAUGGGUGGGAUGCCAUUAAUGAGAUGGAUGAGUACUUCAGUCCUAUCCACACAUACCAGGUCUGUAACGUGAUGAGCCCCAGCCAGAACAACUGGCUGAGGACGGCCUGGAUCCCUCGAGAAGGAGCAAGGAGGAUCUACAUCGAGGUCAAGUUCACCCUGAGAGACUGCAACAGCAUGCCUGGAGUACUGGGCACCUGCAAGGAAACCUUCAACCUGUACUACUACGAGUCUGACAGAGCGGUAGGCUCGGCCAUACGGGAGAACCAGUUCAUAAAGAUUGACACCAUCGCUGCUGACGAGAGCUUCACCGGGGUGGACCUAGGAGUCCGCAGACUCAAACUCAACACUGAGGUGCGAGGUGUGGGCCCUCUGACCAGGCGAGGCUUCUACCUGGCUUUCCAGGACAUUGGCGCCUGCAUCGCUCUCACUUCUGUGCGAGUAUACUACAAACGCUGCGUGGGCGUGAGCCGUAACCUGGCGGUGUUCACUGAUGUGGUGACGGGGGCCGACUCGUCCUCUCUAGUGGAGGUCAGGGGUCAGUGUGUGGAUCACGCAGAGGAGAGGGACACACCCAAAAUGUACUGCAGCGCUGAGGGGGAGUGGCUGGUGCCCAUUGGGAGGUGUGUGUGCUCCGCUGGAUUUGAAGAACAUAGAGACUCCUGCGUGGCCUGUGAGGUGGGUUUCUAUAAGCCGGUGGCGGGCGAUGGGCUGUGUGGUAAAUGUCCUCAACACAGCCACUCAGAGACCAGAGCUGCCCUCUCCUGCCCCUGCGACUCCAACUACUAUCGUGCGGCAGAUGACCCACCAGCAGCUCCAUGUUCCCGCCCUCCAUCUGCUCCAGUAAGUGUCAUCUCCUCGGUCAAUGGGACGUCUGUGAAUUUAGAAUGGGAUCGCCCUCUGGAUACCGGGGGUCGCAGUGACCUGCAGUACAGCGUGUUGUGUCAGAAAUGCUCAGGGGAAGGAUGGCCCUGUGAGGACUGUGCAUCCUACCCGGGAGGCGUCGGUGGAGGGAAGGCAGGCGGAGGAGCAAGUAUCGGGGCAGGAGGAGGAGGGAUGGUGGAGCGUUCAGGCACUGCAGCAGUUCGAUUUGUUCCUCGACAGACCGGGCUGACGGAGCCCUGGGUGACGGUGCUCAACCUGGUGGCUCACACCAACUACUCCUUCCGCAUCCUGGCUAUGAAUGCAGUGACGCACAUGAGCAAUGAGCCAUCACCUUAUGCCUUGGUCAACAUCACAACGAACCAGGCAGCCCCCUCUGAAGUGUUAGCGAUCCGCCAGGAGAACACCAGUCAGAACAGCGUGACUCUGCUGUGGCAUGAACCCGACCAGCCCAACGGAGUCAUCCUGGAGUACGACAUCAAAUACUAUGAGAAGGAUAAUGAAGAGCAGAGUUACUCCACUCUGAAGUCUAAAAAUACCAGCGCCCGGGUGUCAGGGCUGAAGCCGGGCACCAAGUACAUCUUCCAGGUCCGAGCUAGAACGUCUGCAGGCUGCGGACGCUUCAGCCAGAAUGUAGAGAUCCAGACUGGGAAAGCAGCUCCUCUGCGCUACAACACCAUGACCAUCGUCUGGAUCUGCAUGGCUCUGGUAUCCAGCCUGGUCACCUUUCUGGCCAUCAUCAUCUGCAGGAAACGGCAAGGCUACACUUUACCACACUACCCAUCGCUGCUACACUGUGGCUACAGCAAAGCCUUCCAGGACUCUGAUGAGGAGAAGAUGCAUUACCAGAACGGUCACGUGUCAUUCCCCGAUGCAAGGUUCUAUAUCGACCCGCACACAUACGAGGACCCCUGCCAGGCAGUCCAUGAGUUUGCCAGAGAAAUUGAAGCUUCCAGGAUCAAAAUCGAGAAAAUCAUUGGUUCAGGGGAGUUUGGGGAGGUGUGUUACGGACGUAUGAGACUCCCGGGGAAAAGAGACAUCCCAGUGGCCCUGAAGACCCUGAAAGCAGGAUACACCGAAAAGCAGAAGAGGGACUUCCUGGCUGAGGCGUCCAUCAUGGCCCAGUUCGACCACCCCAACGUCAUCCGCCUGGAGGGAGUGGUAACUCAGAGCAAACCGGUGAUGAUCAUCACAGAGUACAUGGAGAACGGCUCUCUGGACUCCUUCCUCAGGAGACACGAUGGCCAGUUCACCAUCAUCCAGCUGGUUGGGUUGCUGCGCGGCAUUGCAGCAGGUAUGACCUACCUGUCUGACCUGGGCUACAUCCACAGAGACCUGGCUGCCCGCAACAUCCUGGUCAACAGCAACCUGGUGUGUAAGGUGUCUGACUUCGGCCUGUCCCGAGUACUGGAGGAUGACCCCGACGCUGCAUACACCACCAGUGGUGGGAAAAUUCCAAUCCGCUGGACAGCCCCUGAGGCCAUUGCCUACAGGAAGUUCUCUUCGUCCAGUGAUGUGUGGAGCUACGGAGUGGUCAUGUGGGAGGUGAUGUCCUAUGGAGAGCGACCAUACUGGAACCUCACCAACAGAGAUGUGAUCAAAUCUGUGGAGGAGGGCUACAGGCUGCCUGCUCCUAUGGGCUGCCCUGCUGCUCUACACACACUCAUGCUGGACUGCUGGCAGAAGGAUCGCAAUGAGAGGCCACGCUUUUGCCAGAUAGUCACCGUUCUUGACAAGCUAAUCCGCAACCCAGAGAACCUGAAGUCUUUGGACACGCUCUGCAGCAGUUUAAACAGUCCUCCACUGAUGGAGAGAGCUAUCCCUGACUUCAGUAGCUGUAACUCAGUAAACGAGUGGCUGGACACCAUAAAGAUGGGCCGCUACAAGGACCACUUUGCAGCAGGGGGAUAUCACACGCUGGGACACGUCAUAGGCAUGAACCAAGGGGACAUCCAGAGGCUCGGCGUGACACUGAUGGGCCACCAGAAGAAGAUCAUGACCAGCGUCCAGCUGAUGAGGGCGCAGGUCCUCAACAAGAGUGUGCCGUCUGUGCACGUAUAACUCCACAGCUGAGGUGUCUUUCUGGGGAAAUCUAGGAACCCAGGUUUCUAUAAGGCCUAGAUGGACUCUAAUGGAAUUUAAGAUGAUCUGAUAAAUGUCAGAACAACAUAUGUGGGAACUUUACAAGACUUUUUCCUCAAGAGAGUGAAGAACAAAACAUGAAAGGUUUUAACUGUGGAGCAAGUAAACAUGGCUUAUUUGGGACAAGUCCGACCUUUCAUUUUUUUUCCUAUCCGAUUACAUUUUCUGAGUUUAAAUGUCUUGUUUAUAAAUGGAAAGACUGCCUUAAUUACCACAAAUUAUUUUAAUUUUAUUGUCUACAAAGAGAAGAUAAUUUAUCAAUCAUGAAUUUAUCAGAGAAAUAUCAUUUCCUGAACUGGGCAACAGCAAGAGUACAUGGAGUGAUGGAGAGGGUCGGGAUGUUUUCAGAUGUUGUGAUAACACUCACUGCCUCUCCUGCAACAACGGCUUGAGAACGAGGCCCAGAAUGCGGCUGGAGUCAGAAAGGGUGGAGAAAAGUGAGAUAGGGCUCACCCGAGUUGCCAGAUCGUCUCCACAGGGGAGAAGACCUAUUUCACCCCAGGCUAUUAAUACCAACAACAGGAACAUUUCUCCGCUGACCAACCUUGAUGAAUGACCCCAGGAGAGCCCGAGAGCCCUCUGCCCAGUGUGAAGCUGCACGGCGCACAACUGCUGUACUUGGAAGAUAUGUAUGAUUCGGUUACAGUGCACUUUAUUCUACAAUCUCUCUGCAUUGGAGAGGCUUUGCAGUUGUGUCACAAAUCUUCUCUCAGCCGCAACUGAAGCCACGAAGUUGGCUGUUAAAGAAUUACCUGUUUGAAAAUAUUACAUAAACAAUGACUAAUUAAACAGUAUAAAACCCAAGAAGAAAAAGAGAUAUCUAACAUUCAUUAGUGUUUUAAGUAACUUGCUUAUGAGAUUUCUUUCCAGAUUUUAUUUAAAGUAUCUGUAAUUAAAUUACAUACAGGAUGUAUUUAAAUAGGCAUACAAAUUAUAUUGGUUAUACUUUUUCAGUAUAUUUGGGGAUUUCUUGUUACACCUCUUAUUUUAAAUAAAAUUACAAAUAUCCUGGUAUUUAUUGUGCAUUUCAAAUCAGGUUUAAAUGUCUAACAAAUAUAUUUUAAAUGCAUAUUUCAGUUUUGAGUGUGAAAGUGGGUUCUCGAUCUUGGGAAUAGUGGUUCGACACUUAACAAUCUUCAGUUUGCUGGUGAAGGACAUGAUAUGUGGUUGAAAUAGUAAGAGGCCCCCGAGUUAAGAUUAUUUUGUCAAACUUUCUGUCCUGUUGUUUAGUUAAAAUCUUGAAACUGCAAAAGAAAUCAAAAUCAAUUUCAAAUAUAUUACAAUAUAUAGUCUACUUCUCAAGCCUGGUCAGGAUACAUGCUUUCUGCAUUACCUUCACAAACAGAAACACAUUUUCAUGUAGCUUAAAUGCAUUUUUGAAAUGCAUUUGGAAGAGCCCAUGUAUUGAAAAUGUAUUUGAAAAAUAUAAAUCCUAAAUGAACAUUAGUUAACGUUUGGUUUUGUUUGUUAGCUAAGUAGUUGGCAGCAAGCUCAGUUAAGUAAAGCAGCUGGCAUUAAUGUGAACUGACCUCUAGAUGCUAACUCUAGCUUCUACUACACUAGUAUGUAAGCUAGUUGUACAACAGGAGAGUGGUAAUUAUAAUAAUUAACAAAGCACAACGUUUGUAAGCUAAAUACUUUAGUUUGUGUAAAAAAUAUCAGUAAAGCUGGGCAUGCUCUGUAUGAUUUGAGCCCAUUUCUGACACGAUUUUUGAGCUGCAUGACUCAAUUUAGAGCCAGACCGAAUUUCAGCUUGUGUACAGGGGAGCGAGGACCGAUCAGCUUCUCCUGAACGGCCGUCUGGCAUUUUCUGUAUGAAUUUCUGACAUGUCAGAAAUUUUGGUCAAUUCAGACACCUUGAAUGGUGUCUGAAUCUCAAUGUAUACAGUAAAAUGUAGCUAGCUGACCUCCAAUUCUCUCUGCUAAAAGGACAGGCCAUAGCUACUGUCCACCAGUUUUUUCUCUUUUCUCUUUUUCUUUUCCGACGUUUCGGCACAAAAGAUGACACAGAUGAUCGAAGCAGCACGUUUCUGCCUUGUUAGCGUUAUUGCUAGCAAACAAACCUCUACCUGCCUCCGGGCUUUCAAACGAGUCUUUACUGACAAUUGUCAAUAGCCAGAAUGCUCCGCAGAGGCCGACAGGCCUGUGUUUACAUGUAGUACUUAGGUCGUGGCUUGGCGAUCGGACCGUACCGCGUGAGCACGUAAAUUGUGAGCUUUGGCUCUAUAUCACAGUCAAGUCCUCGUAAUUCUCUCGUACAGUGGGGGUUGGAUUUAAACAACAUUUUUUAAAUCAUACGGUGUAUGCCCAGUUUAAAAGAAGCCAGCACAAAAUAUCUGUGUGCUGAAGUCUGUUUCAGUGCUAAACAACACCUGUUUACAGUGACUGUCCAAGGCCUACAAAAUGGCUGCCAGUGUCCCACUACGCACCCAGUGUUGGUUGAAUCAAAUCUCUGUUGUGACAUCAUUAAAGCUGGGGUAGGUCAUGUAUUUCGGAAGCAUUUCUUGUUAUAUCUGUUGAAAUUCUCUUUGCAUCCCGAAAGCAAUCAAUAAAUAAAAUGCUCUGACACAAAAAAAUGUGUGGUGUCUGUGGCUGUCGCAGGACUGUAAUAAGCACGGCCAGUCCUUUCUGGCUGGCCUGCCUACCAGCCCACCUGCGUGCACUCUGCCUAUGCACUCGCUGCACAUUCUUUCUGGUUUCUCCAGUGUUGCCUACCCCAGCUUUAAGCCCAGAAACAGUUGUAAAAAUCUGACAGUGGUCCAUGACUUUUUACCGAAAUGUAUCCAUGACUGCCAAACCUGUACAACAUUUUUAUAUUCCCUUAACUUUUCCCUUAAAUAUUAUAAUAUAAAUAUGCCCUACAUCUUUAUUGGCAAAAUCAGACAUACAUAAAGGUGGGUUGUCUUUGUACCCACGUUGUCGAGUAAUAUUUCUUCUGAGUAAUGUUUUGCUGGGAGGGUGCGUUACACCUGAAAGCCCUCGUAUUCUCAUGAAAAUUAUGAACAAAAUGGUUUUGUUUAAUUCAGUGGAUUUUUUCAUCCGUCAGCACUAAUACUAUUCAGUGCAAUUAUUCUGUACCCCAGAGUACAUAUCUGAACACAUUUGUUGUGUGAAUGCUGGGAAACUAGUACACAUAAGCUACACAGACUGUAAAAUAAAGUGUUACUUCUGAUUAUAUGUGAUUACACUGUUUGCCUCAGUGUUAAUGAAAUGGGGAAGAACAUGUAAGUAGAAUGUUUAUGUCUAAAGGCUCUCAAAAGUACAUAAUUAGUCCUAAUUUAUACCCCCUAUGCCAUCAAGAGAAUGUCUUUUUCUUGUGCACCCCAGUAGGUUUUCCUCUAUAUGAUUGAUGUCAGUUUUUAUUAGAGAAGAACCUCAUGGUAUUUUUUGAGGAUGUAUCAUAGCGGCAUUUCACUACUGGUUUCAAAAGAUUUCUUUUUUCUUUAGGACGCUUUUAAAGACACUGGACUUGAACUGAAAACCCAUAUUUUAUAAAGUUAGGAUAUGUUUUUGCUAGAUGAAUUGAUUUAUAAUGUAUACAGCAAGUUCAGUCACUGGAAGGAAGAAAAAACAGUAAUUCAUUCACAUUUCAUUAUUUAUUCAUACUUACUUGUUUUCCAAAUAAUACAACUCUGAGAGAUUUUCUUACAGUUGAUGAAUCAUCCUUGUUGCUAAUGAUAAAUGUGCAAACUGUCCAUAAAUACACAAUAAAGGAACGUUUGUCUGUG